GUUCUGUCAAGCGAGUCAAGACUAAGGGGGUUGCCUCAUCGUAUGCAUGCAUGAAUGUAAAGCUUAGCAACUCAAACAUAAAUGACAGUGUAACAGAGCCAUUGCAAGGUAAACAGAUAUUCUCAUUCGUCUUGCUUAUAACGCGUCUUCAGUUUGUUUUUAUUACACUUGAAGAGUUUAACGCGAGUGACCUCAGCGAAGGGCAAACGUUUUACAAAUAUCAUUCUAUGUAAGGCAAGCGUGCUUACAGUGGUUUCAGAUUCAACGUUAUUGGAAUGUCAAACUAGUAAUAUUACAAUGAUAUCUUAAUAUCUACUGGAUAUUAUUACCAAGUACCUCAUACAAUGAUGAGUUAAUUGAUUAACUUCAAACUCUAUUAGGCUAAACAUUUGCAUCCAUAUAUAAUUAUUUUGAUUUAUGCGAUCAAAGUGACGACGAUUACAUACAAAGAAGCUCUUGAACUGCUGCAAACAGGCUGGAAAAUUAUGAACGUCGAGGAGCGACUAAAGUCCGACAAAAAGAACUUGGUAGAUGAGAUAAUAAUAUGCAUUCAUGAAUAUAUUCCAUUUCAAAGUAUUUCAGUUCUCAGUAAAUCAAGUGAGGAGAGAAAUAUAAUUUUGAGGAAUGAACAAAUUAAAGAAAUUUGCUUUACUGGAGAAGGAGGUCUUUGUUAUGUCAUGGCCUCCUUUUGUUUGAUGUUGUUCGGUGCACUUGGCUUCUCUGUACGACUGAUCAGCUCAACUGUGACAUCGAACCGGAGCACCAUAGACAGUCAUACAUUUGUGGUAAUCGAUGGCUUAGAAUAUGAGAAUGAUAUUCACUUGGUUGAUUGUGGCUUAGGAUUUCCAACGUUCCGGGCAAUUUCAUUAAAUUUCACUGACGAGUCCCCCGUAUUUUACGACGGAUUUCUCGAGUACAAGUACAUUCGGCAUGAUGGAAAAAUUCUGCGCAUGCACGGAAAGGGUGAUAUAUACAAACACAAUGAUCCACCAAUAGAAGGUCUCGAUUUCAUAAUUGGCCGUUGGCGUCGAUUUUAUUCCUUUGACCUCAGUAGAAAGUAUGACACAUUGUUUGAACCUGCGCAGACUUCAUGGAAAAUAGUUGCUUCUGGUGUUACUUCAUUCACCUCCAGACCAGUAGCAGUUUGCUUUCCAAAGAAACGCGCUAUCAGAAUGGUGAGCAACCUGUUGAUGAUCGAGAACGAAAACCGCGAACUAGUUACCACCAUUUUGGAAAAUGACGAGGAAAUCAUAAAGGCAUAUAGUAAAUAUUUUCCUGUUUUUAGUCAAGAGGUAAUAAAACGUGCAUUGGAAGAAUGGCAUCGAGUAUCUCUUGCCUCCAACUAAUUAAUCUAAGAUCCCGUUUAUUUCACUAAAUACGCGCAUAUUGUAGUACAUCUGUAAUGGACAUAUGGUAACCAAGGCAUGAACCGUCGAACCGACAGUCAUGUCUUCUGAAGCAUUAAAAAUUAAAAUAAUGCUAUCACAAAUUAUAAAUUGUAAGUUUUGAAAAGCUCACAUAUUCUAAUUAUGAUUACAUGUUAUACUCAAAGCUUAUAGAAUAAAGAAUGUUUACGGAGUCUCAA
Molecule: messenger RNA, 1585 nt
Organism: Xenia sp. Carnegie-2017
Lineage: Eukaryota; Metazoa; Cnidaria; Anthozoa; Malacalcyonacea; Xeniidae
Exons: 2
Coding region: 486-1346 (286 amino acids)
Molecular function (GO): acetyltransferase activity
Source: RefSeq, a predicted model, not a curated record